UAUUCGUUAGCUGCUGUAUAAAGUUAUACGAGUGUUUUCGAACGAAACCGUUGUUACAACUUACAACUGAAGUCUGAACUUAAAAAAUAUAAAUAUGUCAGACUAUUCAACGACUAUAUUAAAAUAAUAUAAAAAAGUUUGUCGUGUUGUUGUAAAACAACUUUACUUAAUUUUUUGCCUUUUCGUUAUUGUAAACUCGGUUUCGUGUGAGCUGUGAACGAAAAGUGACGUCAAAAUAUAGAAAUAAUAGUGAAUAGUGGUACUAACAAAAUUUAACUCUAAUUCGAUAAUCUUUAAUCUAAUAAGGAAAAGUACUGUAUACAAGUGCCUUAAUCGAACAAGUUUUACAAGUUAAUAAGCGGGUAUGACCUUCUAAAUGAAGGAAUCAUAUUACCCUGACGAUAUUAUGCUCUGUUUCGUACAAGGUUUUGGUGAUCGGGAACCUGGAUAUGGCAAAGACGAUGAGGGUCCUGAAUGUGAUAGCACUAACAUUAACACUUUAAAGAAAAAACAAAAACGUAAAUACCUAACAGUGUCAAAAGCCUCGAGCACUGGACUGGGUGAGCAAAGUGACGUUGAAUUAAGAAGAACCGACUCAUUUGUAGCAGAUAAGUCGUUGAAAGAUACAUAUCUGAGGGGCUUACCAGAGGUAAAGAGAAGCUUCAGUGACAGAUUCUCAGUAAUUACCGAUGCUAGUGGUAGUAAGAUUCCAAAAAGCCUUUCGACCAUCAGAAAAACCUGGUCAACCGGGAACUUCGCGUCGGGCGCGGCGGGUGGCGGGUGCGGAGCGCCCCGCUCCGCGCCCGCCACCCCGCUGCAGCUCGAACCACACUCAAGAUCGAAACAUGAUAAACAUGCUGUGAAGCCGUUGUCGGGCUCGGCGCCGUCGGUGCGCGUGUCGGCGUUGGCUUCGGCGUCGGGGGAUGAGGCCAAGGAGAGUAAGCAGCCGAGUAAGUCCCGACAGAAGAAGUUCCAGAGACACUUCCCGCAGGUCGGGCCAGAAGAACGUGUGCUCAAUUAUUAUUCAUGCGCCCUGGUCGGAGAUCUGUUGCUUCAAGGACAUCUGUAUAUUACGAAGAACUAUUUCGCUUUCUAUUCAAACGUCUUUGGCUAUGUGACCAAGCUACUUAUUCCAACGACGUCCGUCCUUCGUAUAACUAAGGAGAAGGUGGCCCGUAUAAUACCGAAUGCGGUAGGAGUAUGCACGCGCGACGAGCGUCACGUCUUCGGCUCGUUGCUGUCGCGCGACUCCACCUACAAACUUAUGAUGCACGUUUGGAAGGCAAACAAAGUCGAUGAAUUAACUGUGCCCAAACCGGAAGAACUCCGAACAUCGGAAGUCGAAGCAUCAGAAUACUCCCCGGAAGACGACAGUAGUUCAGGAGGAGCAGACCACAUAGAUGCUCCUUCGGUACCUCUUAGACCUGAACCUGAAGCUAUUAUCGCUGCAGCUGCGGGCGCGGCCGUGAUCCAGCCCGCGCUGCUGACGGGCGCCGCGCCGCCGCGCCGCGCGCCGCGCUGCCACGCGCUGCUGCUCGCGCUCGCGCUGCUGCUCUGCUGCUCCGCGCUCUACUUCGCCUACUGCCUCUACGCCGCGAACGAUCCGCGCGAGGACGUGUCGGGCGACGAGCUGUACUCGGAGCUGGUGCGGUGGCGCGCGCGCCUGCACGGCCGCGCCGCCGCCGAGCUGCACGCCUUCCUCUCCACCAACCUGCUGCUGCUCGCCAAGGUGCGCCAGUCGCUGGAGGCGCUAUCGGGCGUGAUACUCACAGAUAUGUCGCAAGCGGCCGCCGACAUCAACGUGGACGUACCCAACGAGACCGUGUUCAGUUAGCGCGCUGGAACCCCGAGUGAAGUGGCGACGGUGAUAGAGGUCUGAGGAAGCAGAAUUGAAGUGUAAUCAAGGACCAGUGAUACGUUAAACUAGUGCAUUUUAAAUUCUUCGUGGACAUUCAGUGAUUAUGUUUGAAACGGUAUUCAUUUAACCCAAAUUAGUACCUGCUUUUAAACUGUUUGUAAUCGCAAAGGCUUUUAGUUCUACCGUUACGUAGUCCUCUUUUUGAAUACUGUGAUUAUUUGUUGAUUUAGAAUUUUAUAUUCUAUUAUGUUAAGUGUAAAGUUAAUUUUAUGUAUAUCCAAAGAAUUCUUGUUUAAAAUUGUGAUUUUGUAUAUAAGAGCAACGGCGAAACCAAUUAAAAAGCCUAUAAGGCGAUGCUAGGUCAUAUUGAAUGUGUCAAACACGAUAGGUUAAGGGUGAUCGGCCAAUAGAAUCGACGUUAGUAAAAACAAUCAUAUUGGCCCAGUUGUCAAUAUAAUACGUGGCGAUUCAUUACCUAUUUUUUUUAUCUUGGGAAUUUGGUUUAAAAUGUUGCUUGACUAGAUUUGUCUUUAUAUAAUAAAUAAAUAAAAAAUUAAAUACAUUAUUUAUGUAUAUAUUUUGUAAUGGCUUUUGUUAAUUUCAUUCAUCUAAAAUUAUUUAUGUAUAUGAAAUUUUAAACUAAGCAACAUUUUAACGUGAAACCAGACAGCAUUUAUAAUUGAAAUUACUUUACCAAAAGAUGGAGGUGCUAGGUACUAAAAACAUUCCUGAACAAAUUUAAUCAUACCUAUUUAUUCAACUUAACUAUUAUUAUUAAUUUUUUGGAAAUAUAGUUGAUAUAUGAAGGAUGAGAUGAUGAAAUUAACUUAAAAAUUUAUUUAGAUAUUCGAAAAAUAUAUAAAACAGGACAAUAAUGAGGAGGCUCUGAUUCUAACGCAUAAAAAGAAAUCGAAAUAAACGGUUUGCCAAAAAAUCAAAUAGUUCUUGCCAAUACGUAAUAACGAUUAGUUGUUUUUUUUUAUUGCAGAUAAACUGUAUGUAGUGCUGUUAUUAGUACAUUUAUUUUUAAAUAUUUAAUUAAGGUUAAAGCUGGCGUUUUAGCAUUCACUUAGUCUUGUCUUGCUCGUUUUUUGAUUGCAUCCUAUAAUUAUUAUAUGACAAAUUUAGUAAAUAGAUAAAUAAUAUAUUUUUCUUUAUUUUCCAAUUAAAUUGAGUUUAUUGUGGUAAUUAAUUUUAAUUUUCCAAGUAAAUAAUAACGGUAAAAUUUAUAUUAAUCAAUGCAAUCGAAAUUCGUGGCCCGGUGCAGUUUUAUAGUGUAUUAUUUAUUCUAGUCUCUAGUAACGCUCAACUUAUACGUUUUUGGUACUAUGAUAUAUGUACUUAUAUUCAUUGUAGAAACCGCUUCUAAUAAUGAGUAUGUACGAACAACGGAUGUUAUUAUUGUGAAAAUUUGCAUGAAUGAUUUAUAUAAUAAUAAUCGUAUCUUUGAUUGUACGUUAAUCACUGUUUUGAUCAAAUCUAGAUGAAUCCAAAGCAUAAAAACGAUAUCUCUGUUUAUUUAUUAAUAAAAUUAUUUUGUUUUUUAUUUUUUUAUGGAUUCAAAUUAAAUAAUAUUUUAAAUUAUAAAAUUGAUUAUCUCUAAAUAUAAAACACAUUUUAAACCGAUUCUAUGAAAGAACAUUUUAAUUCAUACACUUGUGUUUCUAUUCAUGUUACCAGCGGUGCCAAAGGAUUUGUCACUUCAUAUCUUUGACGCAUCGGACGUAUUUAUAAUAUAGAUCUAGUGCAAUGAAAUUAUCUCUAAACCAUACGAUGCUAUAAAAACAAACUAAAGAAAUAGCAUUAAUACGUAAUAAUUUUUAAUCUGUGUUUUUUUUUAUUUAUAUAUAUAAUCACAAUAAUAAAAAAGAGCUGCAAGAACUUUAUAAUAAAAGUGUUGUUCGUUUAUGUAUCCAUAUAUAAACAAUAUUAGCUUUUUCAAUGUAAGUCAGAAAUAUUUUUGCCAAAGACAAUGCUAGAUUAGGGAAGGUAUCACGUAGUUAGGUUAGUUUGUACAAUAUGCAGUGUUAGAUAGGAUUAUUUGGAAUUCAUAUUUUCGGCUUAAUGAAAAUGUUACUUUCAUCUAUAUUCAUAAUUAUAAUCAUUUACUGUUUCGUAAAUUAUUAUACUUAUGAAUGAUUACAAAGUAUUGUAAUUUUAAUGCUUUGGAUAAGGAUUUUAUCUAUCCGUCUGUCUAAUAAUUAUCUGUUAAAAUGUUUAAUGUAUAAAUUUAUGAAAUGCAAACUAAUGAGAAACUCGGUGACGUGAAUAUGAAAAUUUUAUUCUUGAACUGUUUUAUAGUCUUUAAAUGAUUAAUUUUGGCAUUGUUGAGUUUAAUUAGUUUUUAUUUUUUUAUUUAUUUAAUAAUAUUUUAGACAGACGGUUGUUUAGUGCAAUCUAAUUGAAUUGGUGAUUAAUGUUUUUUUCUAGAAAUUGUUAAGGUUUUUGUUAUGCGGUCAUUUUGUAUAUAUGAUUGGAAUUUGUUUGUUAAUUUAUGUAAAUAAUAGAUAAAGGACUUUAUUGAA
Nymphalis io (European peacock) is the source of this 4383-nucleotide messenger RNA. RefSeq lists its product as uncharacterized. Gene Ontology annotation, cellular component: plasma membrane; endoplasmic reticulum-plasma membrane contact site; endoplasmic reticulum membrane. Gene Ontology annotation, biological process: intracellular sterol transport. The transcript is spliced from 9 exons. Gene Ontology annotation, molecular function: sterol binding; sterol transfer activity. NCBI's taxonomy places the organism in Eukaryota, Metazoa, Arthropoda, Insecta, Lepidoptera, Nymphalidae. The record is from RefSeq and is a predicted model, not a curated record. The coding region runs from base 377 to 1834 and encodes 485 amino acids.